Messenger RNA from Clupea harengus (Atlantic herring), 3995 nucleotides. RefSeq names its product intraflagellar transport 80 homolog (Chlamydomonas) (gene ift80). Lineage: Eukaryota; Metazoa; Chordata; Actinopteri; Clupeiformes; Clupeidae. Bases 702 to 3038 code for a protein of 778 amino acids. Gene Ontology annotation, biological process: cilium assembly. The record is from RefSeq and is a predicted model, not a curated record. Gene Ontology annotation, cellular component: cilium; intraciliary transport particle B; centrosome. Gene Ontology annotation, molecular function: protein binding. The transcript is spliced from 21 exons.
AAUUAAAAUAAGUUGUCUUGAUUUAACCGACAACGCAAGUAACCUAUGAAAUUUCACUCGGCGUUUUCUAUCCUGACACUUAGAAUUACUUUGCUGGGCCAGGCGUCACUAUGCCACAUUACAAAGAACCCCCACCGAAAAAAAAUGGUGACGUCUCCUGUUGUCAGUAACGAGAACAGCGCUCAAACAAUAUGUGACUAUGCCAUUUCCAAACCAGUCCUUAAGUUAUACAUGCUAACCAUGACAUGAUAUGUGCACGAGUAACCAGCCAAUUGGAUGUCUCCUAACGACCAUGUCGAAAAUUAAAAUAAUAAAUGUUCUUCCUUGUACGAGUUUGACAACUCAAGUAACCACGUUUGGUGGCAAAUACGAAAACACGGGGUUGGUGGAAUCGCUACAGGAAGCACUCAAGUUAGCUAACUUGGCUAACAGUAUUUGUCGUUGCCAAGCCUCAUUCGACCAAUAACUAGGUAUCCAUACUGACUUUGAAUGAAGAAGCUUGGGAAAAUCCUCCAAUGGCUGUGUAGGAACCGUUGCCUGGAGACAGCACUUGCGCGUACAACUUGGAACAACUCAGCAACACAGUGACGUCAAGAGGAAAUCCAGACAUCUUGGUCGUCGUUCCAUAUCAGUGAAGGUAUCGAUAGCUUACUUCUGCGCAACUGGAUUAAGAAGAACGUCUGUAUGCCAAGCUUAUCACAAUGAGGUUGAAAACAUCCCUUCUGAAGGAGCCCAAACACAGAGAAUUGGUGAGCUGUGUGGGGUGGACCACCGCAGAUGAGCUCUACUCGUGCAGUGAGGACCAUCAGAUACUAAGGUGGAACCUGCUGAAUAACGAGACCAAUGUGGUGGUGAACAUGCAAGAGGACAUCUAUCCCAUUGACCUGCACUGGUUUCCCAAGAGCAGCGGUGGGAAGAAGCAGGCCCUGGCUGAGAUAUUUGUACUUACCAGCACAGAUGGCAAGUUCCAUUUGGUGUCAAAAACUGGCCGCAUUGAGAAGAGUGUGGAGGCUCACCGAGGUGCAGUGCUGGCCGGGCGCUGGAACUAUGAUGGGACUGCCCUCAUAACAGCUGGCGAGGAUGGUCAGAUUAAGAUCUGGUCCAAGAGUGGGAUGCUGAGAUCAACUCUAGCCCAGCAAGGGUCUCCGGUGUACUCGGUGGCCUGGGCCCCUGACUGUGACAGGAUCCUGUACACAUCAGGCAAGCAGCUCAUCGUCAAGCCUCUGCAGCCCAGCUCCAAAGUGCAGCAGUGGAAAGCCCAUGAUGGCAUCAUUCUGAAAGUGGACUGGAACUCUGUGAAUGACUUGAUAUUGUCUGGAGCAGAGGACUGCAGAUAUAAGGUGUGGGACUGUUAUGGACGCCUCCUGUACGUGUCCUCGCCUCACGACUACCCCAUCACCUCCGUGGCCUGGGCGCCUGACGGAGAGGUGUUUGCUGUGGGCUCCUUCAACACGCUCAGACUCUGUGACAAGACUGGGUGGUCGUACGCGCUGGAGAAGCCGAACACAGGUAGUGUGUUUGGCGUGGCGUGGUCGGCUGAUGGCACGCAGCUGGCCGGGGCGUGUGGAAACGGCCACGUCAUCUUCGCCCAUGUGGUGGAGCAGCGCUGGGAGUGGAAGAGCUUCCAGAUCACACUCACCAAGAGACGCGCCAUGCAGGUGAGGAACGUCCUGAAUGAUGCGGUGGACAUGCUGGAGUUCAGAGACCGUGUGGUUAAAGCGUCACUGGCCAACGGCCACCUGGUGGUCACGACCUCCCUGCAGUGCUACGUCUACAGCACUAAAAACUGGAACACGCCACUGAUCUUCGACCUGAAGGAGGGAACCGUGAGUCUGAUUGUACAGACGGAGAGACAUUUUCUGUUGGUGGAUGGAGGAGGAAUCUAUGUGUAUUCAUAUGAGGGUCGUCUGGUCUCCUCUCCCAAGUUCCAGGGCAUGCGCACGGACAUCUUGAAUGCCCAGUCAGUCUCCAUCAGCAACGAUACGAUAGCCAUCCGAGACAAAACUGACGAGAAAGUCGUCUACCUGUUUGAUGCCCAGACGGGGAAACCUCUGGGAGAUGGCAAGCCUCUAACACACAAGAUGGAGGUGAUGGAGAUUGCUUUGGACCAGUGUGGCCCAGCCAGCGAUCGCAAGAUUGCCCUGAUCGACAAGAACCGUGACCUGUACCUGAGCUCUGUCCGCCACCUCAGCCGCAGCGAACACAGCAUCAUCAAGAUAGGUACCAUGGUGAAGACGAUAGCGUGGAACGACUCUGUGAACAUUCUGAGCGGGGUUCAGGACGAACAGUUCACCGUGUGGUACUACCCCGGCGCUGUGUUCGUGGACAAAGACCUGCUGCCAAAGACACUCCUCAUGAAGGAUGCCAGUGAGCUGAGCAGCACGCCGCACAUCCUGAGCUAUGUGGGCACCCAGGUGACGGUGAGACGAGUGGACGGCUCUCUGGUGUACAACGCCGUGUCGCCAUACCCCGCCAUCCUGCACGAGUACGCCAGCACUGCCCGCUGGGAGGAUGCCCUACGCCUCUGCCGCUUCGCCAAGGAUCAGGCUCUGUGGGCGUGUCUUGCUGGCAUGGCGGUGGCCAAUCGGGAGCUCACCACUGCUGAGGUAGCCUAUGCAGCCAUUGGAGAGGUUGAUAAAGUCCAGUACAUCAACUUCAUUAAGGAGCUGCCCUCUAAGGAGUCCUCCCUGGCCCACAUGCUCCUGUUCAGCGGACACCUGCAGGAGGCAGAGGCCACGCUGAUGCAGGCCGGACUCACCUACCAGGCCAUCCAGGUCCACAUCAACCUCUACAACUGGGACAGGGCCCUGGAACUGGCAGUGAAGCACAAAACACAUGUGGACACAGUCCUCGCUCAUCGACAGAAGUUCCUGCAAGACUUUGGCAAGAAGGAAACUAACAAGCGUUUCUUGCAAUACUCCGAAGGGGUGGAGGUGGACUGGGAGAAGAUCCAGGCGAAGAUUGAGAUGGAGCUUGCCAAAGAGCGCGAGAGGGCUGCCACGACGUCAGUCAGGAGCAGCGUAGCCGCCCGCCGCUGACCCCUCUCAUUAGACACUGUUAGGAGGAAAAGGUACUAUCCAGAACCCUGAAGGUCCUUUGGUGUCUUAUUGGAGAAUUCAGAAAGGUCUAGUGAAGAACCGAUAUCAAGGUUAUUAUUUAGGCUCUUUACUGGAUAAUUGGGUAUUGGAUAGCACCUUACUCCUCUAUUGGGGACAAGAAAAAAAAAUUGAUGUGAUGAGUAGUCUGUAGAAAGACUGGCAGCUGCAGAUGGACUGGGCCUGAAUGAGCGUGUUCACUCGGAACGCUGAACGCUGAUAUCUGUGUCUGUUUGGUUGGGGAAAAGCCCUGUCGCCACACCAGGCCAGGCUCAGUCAUACACAUUCACAUAGAACAGCAGUGGCCUGGAGCUCCUCAAGCACCCCCUCUUCAGACCGCUUUCUCUCUGUCAGUGGGACUGCGUGGGACCACCAGACCACCCUACUGCCAGGGGGGAGAGAUUCAGUUCUAAGGCCAAUACACAGUGUGCUGACAUGUUCCCUGUGGAUAAGGUCAUCAUUCCACCUUCAACCCCCUCUUACACACGGUGACAGCAAGUCAUCUUGCAAAGGUGAAUUUUAGACUAACACUACCUUUGUAACUGUGAAGAAGCACCGUUAGGAUUUCCUAAGUCCUGUAUAUCAAUGUCAUUUUCUCUACAGAACACUUCUGAUUUAUUCCAAUCUGUUUAUUUAUUUUAUUAUUUUCCUUCCAGUGAAUGUUUCCAUGAUCUGAGGAAAGACGUGACCUUUAUCUUAACUCUACUUUUGUUUUUGUUAAUUGUUUGUGAUUGUUAUUUCAUUUUUAAGUUCUUCAGUGGGCUACAUCCCAAGUUCAAGGUGUGUAUAUAUUUUUGUAUCACUCUUGGUGUGUAUUUAUAAUAUCUUACAUUUUAUACUUAUGUAUUUUCUUUGUACAAUUUAAAAGAACAUAUUUAAUAAAAAUAUAUGUGGAGUGAA